CAAGACAUUUUAAAAUUAGUGACUAUUUCAUCUGGCACAAAUAAUGCUAAUAGCUCCAAGCACUAUUGGAAGAAAAUCUUAGAUCGUUACUCACAAAAUGUAACGACCUACUACAUUUGUGAGUAUUGCAACAAUUAUUUAGGCUCUGAGAGAGAUUGUCCAGUCCAGUGUGAUAAAUGUCACAAAAAAGUCGACCGUGAUGCGAACAAAGGUACUUUUCUCCAUUUACCUUUGGCAGAUCAGCUCCGAGAGAUAUUUGAGAAAACUGACGCUCAUCAAUUGUACAGAAUCAAUCGUGAAAAAACAAACAAAUACGCGAUUGAAGAUAUCUGCGACGGCAAAAUGUAUAAAAAAUACAUUUUAAAUGAAACCACGAUAUCCAUCAAUUUCAGUGUUGAUGGAGCGCCUAUAUUUGAUAGUUCAAACACGUCAGUGUAUCCGGUACUUUGCACUAUUGAUGAAUUGAAUCCACAUGAUAAGCGCAAGUACGUUCUGCUAUCCAGUGUGUGGUUCGGCGUCGGAAAGCCGAAAAAUAUGAACAGCUACUUGAAGCCGUUCGUGGAAGAGGCUAAGACUCUAUUGAAGGAUGGGUUUAGUUACACUUAUCAAGGCCAAUCCUUCACAAAAACUGUUGUAACCCUUAUGGGUAUCUGUGACUCGGUAGCUCGUCCAUUGGUCCGAUGUUCGACCCAAUUCAAUGGCGAAUUUGGCUGUGGUUUAUGCCUUCACCCUGGAAAAUCCGUUGAAAAAGGCCGAGGACAUGCUAGGAUUUAUCCACUGGUCAACGGAAAUCCGUUUGGAGAUGGUCUAAGGACGCACGAGGAUACACUGCUGCAUGCAAAAGCGUCAGAAAAAAAAGAUAAGAAGGGCAUAAAGGGUGUCUCUGUUUUGUGCGAUAUACCCAAUUAUGACAUCAUCAAAAAUCUCGAUGCCGAUUGGAUGCACUGCGUUGGCCUUGGCGUUUGUCGCCAGUUUGCUGGUUUAUGGUUUGACUCUUGUAAUUCCAGUGAGAAAUUUUACUUUGGCAAUAAAAUUGCCGAAUUUGAUGAGUACAUCACUUCGUUUUCACCAACGUCAGAGAUUUCAAGGACCCCUCGACCUUUAGCAGACCGUACUCAUAUGAAAGCACACGAGUGGAUAACGUUUCUCUUAGCGUACAGUUUACCGGUCAUGAAGAUGUGCUUUCCGAAGCAGUACGUUGAUCAUUGGGCAUUAUUAGUCGAUGGAAUUUCUAUUCUGGUGAAAGCUUCGAUAAUGAAAUCAGAAAUAAAAUACGCUGACCAGUACCUACGUAAAUUCAUUCUUGGCGUCGAAUUGCUGUAUGGUGAAAAAUACGUGAGCUUCAAUGUCCAUCUUCUAGCCCAUCUUGCGAUUAGUGUUGAGAACUGGGGUCCACUCUACACGCACAGUGCCUUCAUUUAUGAAGAUUUUAAUCAGACAAUCCAGGCUUCCGUCAACAGUCCUAAUGGCGUCGAGAUUCAAAUCUGUGAUUCGUUCCGAUUAAAAUUUGCAAUUGACAGAUUGUCAAUUUUAUGUCGGGAUGAUUUGAAUUACAAGCAAAUUGAGUAUUUGGAUAUGCUGAUGAAUAGAAAAUCUAAACCUAACUCCAAAACCAUGAUAUGCAAUUGUGGAGUUCUCGGCUGA
This is a messenger RNA of Cotesia congregata, 1644 nucleotides long. The record is from the annotation of a GenBank genome assembly. NCBI's taxonomy places the organism in Eukaryota, Metazoa, Arthropoda, Insecta, Hymenoptera, Braconidae.